Molecule: messenger RNA, 936 nt
Organism: Xylaria bambusicola
Lineage: Eukaryota; Fungi; Ascomycota; Sordariomycetes; Xylariales; Xylariaceae
Exons: 2
Coding region: 1-936 (311 amino acids)
Molecular function (GO): oxidoreductase activity
Source: RefSeq, a predicted model, not a curated record
AUGAAUAAUUCCGUAGUUGACGCUCUCAUCAUUGGGGGAGGCCCUGCGGGCUUGAGUGCUUCUCUUCCGAUCAUACGCCAGCAGUUCACUGUGGUCAUCUUUGACAACGGCAUCUCGCCUAUCGAUGACACCAAGCUAUUUCACCUAAUCCCUAGCUGGGAUCAUCGGCAUAAGGAUGAAUUUGCUUCUUCAGCUAAGGAGAAUCUCUUAUCAAGGUAUCGGACGCUACGUUUCCAGCAGACGACCGUCCGAAGCGUCCGCAAGGCGGAUACGGGUCUUUUUUUGAUAGAAGAUUCGGAUGGAAACCAAUGGACGGGGAAGAAGGUUAUUCUAGCCAAUGGGGUUCGAUAUAUAUUUCCCGAUGUCGAGGGAUUCGCACAAUGUUGGGGCAAAGGAAUCUACCGAUGUUGCUUUUGCAAUGCUUUCGAAGAUCGCGGAGUUGGCUCCGUCGGUGUUCUCGCCAUCGACUUUUUCGGAUCCACGGAGAUGGCGAUUCACGCUGCUACAGACUUUAAACGAUUCGCUAAAACAGUCAUGGUUUAUACCAACGGAUCGGACGAUUUGGCCGACAAGCUGGCGACUCAACUCCCCAGUACCCGCAUGAAAAUCAUGCGUCAGCGCAUCACGCGUCUAGAAAAGACCGGGACAGGUGGAGAAGUGACUGUUCAUCUCGACGACGGCACAAGCCGCGUCGAGGGAUUUCUCGGCCACAUACCGUCUACACGACCAAAUGGCACUUUUGUUGAGGACCUAGGCCUCGAGACUGAGGCAUCUGGAGACAUCAAAGUCUUCCCACCAUUGAAUUCAACCAGUCUUCACGGAGUGUACGCUGCGGGGGAUCUGUGUAGCUUAUCCAAGAUUGCUUCUCAUGCUUUCUAUUUGGGCAACAUUGCAGGUGCUGGCGUGGCCGAAGAGCUUCUAGUGGAGUCAGACUAG